UUGAUGUGGGUUUUGUCAUCAUUAUUUCAGUGUGAGGGUGGACAUGGCUUGUCAUGAUUGUGUGAAUGAAAAAGGUGUGACGACAGAGUAUGCAUCAUGCUAACGGGUGACAAAAAAUGGACGGAGAAAACAGAAACACGACAGAAAAGAAGAGACCGGGAGCAAGUGAGGGAAAUUGUUUGAGAAGAGUGAUUAAAUCAUUCUGAAUUUUGCAGCUAUUAAAAUCUGCGAUUAAGGAACUUUUUUUAUUUGUGAGAAAUAACAAUUAAACUAUAGGACGAUUUUUAAAUUGGUAGCCUACACCUUCACUGCAGAAUUUGUCGGCAACAAACAAUGAGUUGUAUUCGAACGGCGUUAUGUCGCAUUUAGAGUUGGGAUCUGUACUGUCCUGUUCUGCCCGCAAUUCUCCAGCGAUUGAUUUUGAGAAAGACAGAAAUUCAGGACAUCACAGCCGGAAAAGAGCCGGGUCGCCACCACCGCAAAUUCAGCUCUCCCAACAGGGCAUGGAAGGAAUCAAAGUUUAUUUGCACGAAAGAGAUCUGUGGGCAAAAUUUCAUGAUGUCAGUACAGAGAUGAUCAUCACUAAAGCUGGCAGACGAAUGUUUCCCAGCUGCAAGGUGAAAGUAACAGGUCUUAACCCUAAAGCAAAAUAUAUCUUACUGAUGGACAUUAUUUCAGCCGACGAGCACCGGUAUAAGUUUGCCGACAACAAAUGGUCCAUCAAUGGUAAAGCUGAGCCUGCAAUUCCAGGCAGACUUUAUGUCCACCCAGACUCACCAGCUUCAGGUGCUCACUGGAUGAGACAGCUUGUCUCUUUCCAGAAACUCAAACUUACCAACAACCACCUGGACCCUUUCGGACAUAUCAUAUUAAACUCCAUGCACAAAUACCAGCCUCGGCUACACAUAGUAAAGGCUGAUGAGAGGAACAGCUUUGGCUCCAGCAACACGAGUUUCUGCACACACUCCUUUCCAGAGACGGCGUUCAUCGCUGUGACUUCCUACCAGAACCACACAAUCACUCAAUUGAAGAUCGAGAAUAAUCCGUUUGCCAAAGGCUUCCGUGGAAAUGAUGAUAUCGAGCUGCAUCGCAUGUCCCGUACACCGAGUAAGGAGUACCCACUUGUUCCACGUAGUACUGCCAGACAGAAGGUGGCUCCACCCUCCCCAGACUGUCCAUCUCAGUCUGAGUACACCGUGGCUCAGAAACCCAGCCCAGGCUAUGCCUGCUCUGACACUUCAGGUGAUCAUGAACACAACCUCACUGAAACUCCUCCCAUCAAUGACCCCACCUACCACCUCUUCACCUAUCAACUUUCUCCUGAAGUGGACCCUGUGCACAGUGCUCCCUGCAGUAUGGAUAUGGCGCAGAAUGAGCCUUGCAUGUAUGGAGGGUCUCAGAUGGGCAUAGAGGACCUCAGGUGGGCAUCUUAUAUGGAAAACACAAUUUAUCAAAGCUUUUCCUCUGCUAAAGAAUUGGGUGGGUCAUUUGGCCCCACCCCUGACUUCUCUCAGGAACUGUAUCCACAAUACACCUGUGAGGUGGGUGUCCAGUCACACUGCAUGAUGACUGAUUUCUCAAUUUAUGCCUGCAAUCGAUCGUUCAGCCAAAAUCAACAACCAAACAGCUGGUGUGGGGGCAGCUGAGCAAGUAUGUGUGGUGUGUGUGUUUGUGUGUGAGACCAAGAGUCUGUGAAUAAUUUUGGUAACUUUCCCAUAACUUCACCCUGAAAUCAAAAAGUUUCUGCCUAGUUGAUAAUGAAACGCAAUGUGUCUGUUUACACCUGUCACCAUUUAUUAAUUCUAGGGCUGUCCAGAAUGAAAGUUUAUGUUUACAUAAUAUAUUUCUGUGUACAGUGCAUAUUUAUUUUGUAUUUAU
Molecule: messenger RNA, 1878 nt
Organism: Triplophysa rosa
Lineage: Eukaryota; Metazoa; Chordata; Actinopteri; Cypriniformes; Nemacheilidae
Gene: tbx5b
Product: T-box transcription factor 5b
Exons: 9
Coding region: 357-1646 (429 amino acids)
Biological process (GO): pattern specification process; cardiac left ventricle formation; positive regulation of DNA-templated transcription
Cellular component (GO): nucleus
Molecular function (GO): DNA-binding transcription factor activity, RNA polymerase II-specific; RNA polymerase II cis-regulatory region sequence-specific DNA binding
Source: RefSeq, a predicted model, not a curated record